AUGGUUGAUUCUUCAGAACCAAAGUUGGCAUCUUUUUCUGCCGAUGAGGCCCCAAAGCUGUCGAAGCCUUCUUCGGCUGAUAUGCUGUUCUACUAUGAACGCGUUCUUCCGUUCCGUCAUAUUUUCCAGUGGUUGAACCAUCUGCCAAAACCAACAAAAGAUUUCACGAUGCGUGAAUUCGCCUACGAGUACCGUUCGGGUGCUUACCAAAGAUACAACUCCUAUGCCUCUGCUGAAGAGUUUAAGAAGCUGGUCGUGUCAGCCAAUCCAACUAGAUUCGAAGUUGGUGCAGUGUACUCAGUGAACCCCAAGGAGAGAAAGAACCUACCCAAGAGUGCCAUGAAACCUCUUUCCAAAGAACUCGUGUUUGAUAUCGAUUUGACUGAUUAUGAUGAGAUUCGUACUUGUUGUUCGGGAACCGAUAUCUGCACAAAGUGUUGGAAGUUUAUCAAGGUUGCUUCACAAGUCCUUUCCCAGGCAUUGACUGAGGACUUUGGUUUUGAUCACUUUGUUUGGGUCUUCUCGGGUAGAAGAGGUGCCCAUUGUUGGGUAAGUGAUGCUAAAGCUCGUUCGUUGGAUGAAAUUACAAGAAAGUCAAUUGUUGAAUAUUUGGACGUGUUGGGUGCAAGAUCCUCCAAGAUGGGGAAGACCUCGUUGUCUUUGAAGAAACCAUUUCAUCCUCAUGUCGAGCGUUCUUUCGACAUCCUCAAAAUGCAUUUCCAAGAGAUUGUGUUGGAAGACCAGAACCCAUGGGAGACUUCAGUUUCUUCAGAUGAAAAAGCAUGGGGUAAGGUGGACGAACUUUUGAGCUUCAUUCCAGAUAACGCCCUUCGAACCGCUCUCAAAUCCAAAUGGAAAGAGUCUUCCAACUACUCCAGUUCUAAGGCGAAGUGGGAUGACAUCAAUGCGGUGGCCCAAAAGAUUCUCAAGCACCAGUCCCAAGUUUCUCAAUUAAACGAUGCUAAAAAAGAGAUUAUCAUCUACUUCAUGUACCCACGUUUGGAUAUUGAAGUGUCCAAGCAGUUGAUCCAUUUGUUGAAGUCUCCAUUCUGUAUUCACCCAGGAACAGGAAAUAUCUGUGUUCCCUUUGAUCCUACAAGGAACUUGAGUGCCAACUCGGAUGAUGACGAUUACGGCUUCAAUCCAAUGACUGCCCCUAACUUAUCACAAUUACAAGACGAGAUAGACACAUGGGAAGCAAAGAGAGUGAACAGAGACUCUAGCCAACCAUUAUCGGAUUCUGAGGGCGACCAACUCACGUCGUCCUCUAGAGUGUCUGACUACGAGAAGACAAGCUUGAAGCCAUACAUAGACUACUUCUCCAGCUUUGUCAAUGGUCUUCUCAAGGAAGAGUUGAAGAGUUCUAAGAGAGACAGAGAGGAGGAUCCACUAGAAUUCUAA
This is a messenger RNA of Candidozyma haemuli, 1401 nucleotides long. Its product is annotated as DNA primase subunit. NCBI's taxonomy places the organism in Eukaryota, Fungi, Ascomycota, Pichiomycetes, Serinales, Metschnikowiaceae. Gene Ontology annotation, biological process: DNA replication, synthesis of primer. Gene Ontology annotation, cellular component: alpha DNA polymerase:primase complex. The coding region runs from base 1 to 1401 and encodes 466 amino acids. The record is from RefSeq and is a predicted model, not a curated record. The transcript has a single exon.